This is a messenger RNA of Colossoma macropomum (tambaqui), 4994 nucleotides long. RefSeq names its product myosin phosphatase Rho-interacting protein-like. The record is from RefSeq and is a predicted model, not a curated record. Gene Ontology annotation, cellular component: actin cytoskeleton. Gene Ontology annotation, biological process: actin filament organization. The coding region runs from base 32 to 4870 and encodes 1612 amino acids. The transcript is spliced from 22 exons. NCBI's taxonomy places the organism in Eukaryota, Metazoa, Chordata, Actinopteri, Characiformes, Serrasalmidae. Gene Ontology annotation, molecular function: actin filament binding.
GCAGUUCAGCUUGAAGGAGAGUCGGUGAAACAUGUCGUCUGUGAAAACGGAUCAGUCCUGCAGCAAAUUUCAGGCGAACAUAUUCAACAAAAGCAGAUGCCAGAACUGCUUCAAAUCCCGUGAGCUGCACCUGAUGACCAGUGAGGAGUUUGACCAGGCAAAGCCGAUCUAUGCGAGCUGGCUGUGCCUCGCACCCGAAGGGACUGACUUUGAUAAUCCGAUGCAGCGAUCCAGGAAAUGGCAGCGCCGCUUUUUCAUCCUCUAUGAACAUGGCAGUCUGCAGUUUGCUUUGGAUGAGUCGCCCAGUACUAUUCCACAAGGCACCGUGGACCUGAAUCUGUGCACUGAGGUGAUUGACGGUGAGGCCAGGACGGGGCAGAAGAAUGCUCUUUGCAUCAUCACCCCGGAGCAGGAGCUCUACAUCCGAGGAGACAGUAAAGAAAUCAUUAGCGGUUGGAACGAGCAGCUCACAGUUUUUCUUCAGACCAAUCAACAGAACCGAAGAAAGAAGAGGAAGGCGUCUUCUGUUCAAUCCCAGGAGCAAACUUGUGAGAAAGCAGUGUGUAAUAUUGGAGCCUCAGAAACAGGAGCAGCAGAAAGCAAUGAACCCUGCAGUCCAGAGCAAGAUGAUGGACUGAGUACAAAGACUUGGGCAAAUAGGAGAGACCAAGAUGGGACAAAUGCUCUUGCUACUGAAUACCUGGGCCCAGGAAAAGUAGAGCAACUUGAUGUUUUCCAUGAGAUGUGCAGGGUGGACACUGUUGAGAGCUCCCAUUUGCCCCCACGGCUCCAUUUGUCCUGCCCCAGUCCUGAGCCAUGGGCCACAGAGUGUGACCCAUUCCCUUUGGACUGCAGCCUGCCACCCUCUAACUCCACUCUCAGCAGCUCCUCCAGCUCAGUGGACUGGGAGCUGGAUGAGGACGCAGACAGCAGUGCUAGUAGUCACGAUGGGAGCUUUUCGUUAACACAGGCCAUAGAGAGAGACCAAACUGAUCAGCACCGUGAAGAAUGUGACAGCGAGGAUUCUUGCUUCACCAACAGCAGCAGGGUUCAGGAUGACUACUCGACUGAUGAAAGAAAGGGUAAAAUGUGUCAGCGCUGCAGGAGGCAGGGCAGAAGUAGAAGCCAGACUCACAUAAUCCAGAAGGAGAAAUCCGAAGGAUUUCUAGAAGUUCCGCAGAACAGCCUCUGUCCGCUGAGGAGAGCAAGGUCACUGGAUGGCAGGGCCUCAGAUUCUACCAUGAGGCCAGACCUUUUGAACUUCAAAAAAGGAUGGCUGCUCAGCCUGAAUGACCAUGAACAGUGGAGGAAGUACUGGUUUGUGCUGUCUGCUCACAGCCUGCAUUACUACUUAGACUCUGGAGCCGAGGAGUCCUCAGAACUGGUGGGAGAAAUUGACCUGACUACCUGUUACCAAGUGACUGAGAACCAAGUUCAGAGGAAUUAUGGCUUUCAACUACAUACUCAUAAACAGGUUUACAAAUUGGCAGCUAUGACUGCUGGGAUACGGCAAAACUGGAUCCAGGCUCUUAUGAAGAAUAUACAGAACCGUAAUGCACCAGAUGUAGCCAGCCUUGCAGAGAACCACUUUCUCCAAGUGGAGGCCCUGUGCGGGCCAGAUGUGACUCAGGACUCCCGCUCUACCCAGCGCUGUCCCGAACAACAGUCCAGCCACAAUAGGAGACAUGAACAUGGCGCUAAAACCUUUGGCUGGGAUGAGGUUGGACAUAGCCACAUGAUGGAACCAGAAACUAGCAGAGAACAGAAGUGGGUGGAUCUCCAGACUGAGAAGGAGCAAGAGAGCAGGAGCAGGAGGAGAGGAAGAGAAGAGCGCAGGCAGAGGUAUGCAAUUGUAAUGGGUUCUUCAGCCUGUCCUACGGAUGAGAGUAGCAGCCUUGGCUCUUCAGAGCAGCAGCAGCAGCAGCAGCAGAGGAUGAGGGAGAUUGAGGAACGUUGGCUGCAGGUGGAAAGGACAGCUAUCCGAGAGGGAAAGAAGGUGCCACUGUAUCCGAACUGCGAGAGUAAGAGCCCUGUGGAGCUGGAGAAACUUCUGGAACAUUACCAGAGGAGGGUGGAACAACUGACUCUCCGGUUAACAGAGUCCGCAGACGAGAACCAAUCACUAGAGCAAGAGCACAAUGCUGACUGGAGCUGCCAGGAGCUGACACAUGAUCUUGGAGUACAACAUAAGCCACAGAAGAUGGGCUCAAAUAAACAAAAUCCUGUGCUGACUCUUACUGACAAAUACCAAGAGACCAAACAGCUUCUUCAGCUGGAGAAUCUGAGAAGACAGCAGAUAAGGAACCAGCUGGGCCUCUGUGCUUCAGCACAGUUUAUAAAAGAGCCUGAAAUAAAGAAUGAAUGCAAUGUGGAUUGUGAAAUGACUUUCAACAAAUCCAGCCUCACAUCACACACUUGGUGUGAGGCAAGCAGAGACUGGGAGGAUGAGCAUAGCAGGGCUGAGGUUGAUUGGUUCAGUGAAAGAGCUGUGGUAGUGGUGAAGGAAAACAUUGGUUCAGAUCCAACUGUGGUAAAGCGAUUCUCUCAGGAAGCCGAGUUUCUAGCCAGGCAAAAUGAGGCACUGAAGCAACAUAAUCAAGAACUACUGAACCAGCUUGCUGAGGCAAACAGAGAGAUUGACAGGCUUAAGGCAGAACUGCGACACCAACCAAAUAGCUGCCAGCCAGAACUGGAGUCUGUUGUGGAGCCUCUUGAGAUGGAAUUAUCCCUGAACCGUGAAAAGCUUCAGGAGGCACAGAACAAGCUGGCAGAGAUGGAAGAGAAUCUGAAGGACACGCAGAGAGAUCUUCAGUUGAGGGAAGCCACAUUAAGAGGCCUGGGUUUCCUGACCAAGGACAGUGAAAAGAUAAGCAAAAUAUCAUCCCAAGGGGAAACUGACAGAAGUUGUCAGAGUGAGAUCAAGCUUUCUGAGCUAGAGAGCCAAUUAGCUCUCUCAGAGCAGACCUGUAGGGAACUCCAGACCCAGAAUGUGCUGGUCAGGGAAUCACAGCUUCUAAAUGGCCACGUGAUAAUAGAGGCUGAAGAGACAGUUAAGACGUUGCAAGGAGAGCUAGAACCUGAUACAUCAUCUCAAUGGGAAGGACUGGUGUGUCUACAACAGCAGGUUCAGGAUGGAAGGAAAUCAAGAGAAGGAAUUCAACGUGUGGUUGAGGAAAGGGUUAGGAUGAGGUCCAGCGUGCUCAGCAAGUUACUAGAGGUCAUCAUACAUAUAGCUGGGAAUGAGAAACAGGGAUCUACCUCAGAACUUGAGAAUAUACAGCUGAAUCCUACAAUGAUUAGGAGGCUACUGUUAGAGAAGAAAGUUUGGGAAAGCUUUGUGAAUGCCUUGAAAGACGAUCCAUUUCAGGGUGUGGAAAAAAUGCUGUGGUAUGGCAAGAUAAAACUGGAAGAGAUUAGGAUGUACCUCUCGGCCCUUAGCAUUUCCACAGACAGCAGUACACUGUUUUCCCUGAGCAAAGAUUCAGACCCACGUCUUUCAACUAACAUGUCUUUGAGCAGUCUUGACAUAACUGAAACUCAUGACGGCACAAUGAAGGAUGAAAAGGAAAGGACAAUACUGUUGAAUGAGCAACUUGAUUUAAUAUGGAGAAGUUUGAAACAGCAUGUGAAAAAUAGACUGACCCUGCUAAACCAUGUAGCAUCUAAAUUGGAGUCAUCAGUUAAUGAAAGACAGUGUGAAAUCUGCAUGCAGACAACUGACUUCCCAUCAUCGAUGCAGGAUCCUGUUGUCAGUGCAGGCCUGGACAUCUUUACUGCCUAUUUGGUUGGGACUCUUGAUGUUCAGAAGGAGAGGACAUUGCCCAUCUUUGAGCCAUUAGGGAGCAAUGUAACAUCUGUAGAAGUACAAACUGAAAACCAGUUUGUGCUGGAGCAGAACAACAAUUGUGAGAAAACGGAGACGAAUGAGGUGACAGAAACUUCUGUUUCCUUGAAAAGUCGUAUAAAGGAACUUGAACACCUAUUAUCCGACGGUGCAAAGAGACUUGCUUCUCUACAGCAGCAACAUGAGGAGGAGAAGGACAGACUCAAGAUGGACAUAGUGGCUGCCUAUGAACAGGGCUUUACCUUGUUGAAGGAGUCUCAUCAGAAGCUCACAGAAGACCUUCUCAUCAAACACCAGCAAGAACAGGAGCUCCUACAGGAGGAGAAGGAAAGGCUUCUAGCCGAAGAAGCAGCCGCCACUCUCACUGUGAUUGAAGCCAUGAAGAGAGCUCAUUGCUCAGAGCUGGAGCGAGUGCUGCAGAAGGCAAAUCAGGAGAAGAGCAGUGGUGACACAAGCAUUUCUGAGAUAUUGAAAAAUCACAGUGAGGAGUUGGCAUCAGUUGAGAGGGAACUGGAUAUACUGUCUGAGCUGUACUCACAGAAAUGUCUGGAGUGUGUCCACCUGGCCCAAGCUCUGGAGGCAGAGAGGAAGGCUCUACAGCAUUGCCAGCACCAGAAUCUAGCACUCAGUACACGCAACCAGGAGUUAAACAACCACCUUGCUGAGGAAGUCAUCAGAUUGUCAACAGUGGCGAUGGAUGGUACCAGUCAGCUGAUUGACGAUAGGCAACAGUAUGAACUGGAGAUUAUGCUGCGAGUAAAAGAAACUGAGGUCAUUUAUCUACAACAGGAAAUCAGCACUUUGAAGAAUGAACUUGAGAGUGCCCAAACGGAUCAAAGGCUUGCUAUAGAAAGAUACCAAGAAAUACAGAUGGAUCACUGCAUGGUGAAAGAGAAGGCAGAACAGCAGAUCGAGCAGCUCAGGGAGCAUCUGAGACUUGCUUACGAGGCCUUAGCAGAGUCUAUGGAGAAGAAGACUUCUGCCACUGCUCUUAAUGCGGGUCAUCACGCCUUACUAAAAAGCUGACAUUAAAGCUACAGCACUUCUCUAACAUAAUGGAUUUUGACCAGGAUACCCAUAAUGUAGCCUCAUGACAGUUACCCACCUUCGCUGAUAAAGAGGAGUGCUACAAUGAAAAGAUAUCUAGACU